Messenger RNA from Penicillium oxalicum, 1470 nucleotides. Its product is annotated as putative Rab geranylgeranyl transferase escort protein. Lineage: Eukaryota; Fungi; Ascomycota; Eurotiomycetes; Eurotiales; Aspergillaceae. The transcript has 5 exons. The record is from RefSeq and is a predicted model, not a curated record. Gene Ontology annotation, biological process: protein geranylgeranylation; small GTPase-mediated signal transduction; vesicle-mediated transport. Gene Ontology annotation, cellular component: Rab-protein geranylgeranyltransferase complex; cytoplasm; cytosol. Bases 1 to 1470 code for a protein of 489 amino acids. Gene Ontology annotation, molecular function: GDP-dissociation inhibitor activity.
AUGGAAACACUGUCGGAGCAGCCUUGGGAUGUUGUCAUUGCAGGCACAGGACUUUUCCAAUCCCUGCUGGCAUUAGCGCUGUCGAGAUCUGGAAAGACCGUCCUUCACUUGGAUCAAAACUCAUACUACGGCGGGUCUGAGGCUGCUUUCAGCUUGGACGAAGCUGCAGAAUGGGUCGAGCAGGUUAAUCAACAUCCAACCCGGACUCCAUUUGAAGAUGCCGCAAUUCAAACCUUCCAAGUCCAAUCGUCUGGUAGCCAUGAUGAUGUACUUGAUCACAAAUCAUCAGGCCGGUCGUCCAGACUGGCUGCCAGUCGUGCCUACACCCUCUCACUGUCCCCGCAUUUUCUUUACACUCGAUCGGAGCUGAUCUCGGUCCUCAUCUCUUCGAAAGUGUAUCGUCAGCUGGAGUUCAUGGCAGUCGGUAGUUGGUGGGUGUACUCUACGGGUAGCCUUGACGAACAAAAACAUGAUGGCGGCGCCAUGCGCAUCUUCCAUCGCGUACCAGGCAACCGUGAGGACAUUUUCUCGGACAGCCAAAUCAGCAUGAAGUCAAAGCGGACUCUCAUACGCUUUCUGCGGCACAUCAGCAAAGACGAAGAAGAGCAAGAUGGUCUGGCGCCGGAAGAUCUGUCAGGGCCUUUCACAGGUUACCUGUCCGCCAAUUUCGGAGUGCCGUCUGAGCUGCAUAGCCCUCUGCUCUCCCUGGCGUUAUCCCAAUCCUCUCAACAAGACACACCUGCCAGCUUUGCGAUUCCCCGUGUCAAAAGGCACCUCGCCUCCAUGGGCGCAAUGGGCCCUGGAUUUGCUGGAGUUUUAUCCAAGUAUGGUGGUGGGUCUGAGAUCUUGCAAGUCGCAUGCAGAGCGUCCGCUGUGGGAGGGGCUGUCUAUGCUCUCGACACCGCAAUCGAGUCUCUGACAGACGCGGCAAAGGACGAGCCAAACGUGGCUCGUUCGAUCACCGUCGCUUCUUCCAGCUUCGACUUCCUCUUCCCAGUUACAGUAGAAGGUGCACCAGUCCCAGCGAGCGCUGUGCUGAUGUUCUCAGGAGAUACAUUGGACAGUCCCUCGUCUCCGCCGGUUUACCUCCGGGUUCACUCGAGCGACACUGGCGACUGUCCACGACAGCAGAGUGUGAUUUACGGUAGUGUCGCAAUCCCAGGAUCUGCAGGCCAAGAAUUGCUUGAACGUGCCGUGGACCGACUUCUUCAAGCUGAAGGUCCUCAGGCCUCCGCUCUGUGGUCCUUGCGCUACACCCAGCUUGGUCGCCUCGGUGAUAACAGAUCGUCCUGCAGCAUUCGAUCUUAUUCACCCAAUGUGUUCGGCUUCCCGCCGCCUAGUCUAGACUUGGCUUUUGAGGACCAGACUGUUGACUUGGUCAAGGAAGCAUGGAUUCAAAUUGUAGGAAGUAGUGUCCCUCAUGACGAAUUUAUGAUCUUUGAGGAUCGUGAAGGCACGUCCGACGAAUGA